UUGUUUAGCUAAAAAAACAUUCAAAGACAUCAGAGAGUCCAAGGAGAUCAGAUUACUCUGAAGUCUGAACAAACUAAUUUAACCUUAAUCUGGUUUAGAGCUCUCGUGGAAGGGCGCCUUGUACACCUCUCCCGACUCUAUCUUCUCAUAUUUUGAGCAGCUGAAGGAAGAGAGGAGCUGUUCCGGGUAUCAAUUCUCCGAACCCUAGCCGAACAUUCACGCUCUGGUUGGACGUUCGCGUAAUGUCAUCAGUGUCUAGUCAGCCUCAGUUUCGGUAUACACAGCCUCCAUCCAAGGUUCUCCACUUAAGAAAUUUACCAUGGGAAUGCGUAGAGGAGGAACUGAUUGAAUUGGGAAAGCCAUUCGGUAAAGUUGUCAAUACCAAGUGUAAUGUUGGAGCAAAUAGAAACCAAGCUUUUAUAGAAUUUGCUGAACAGAACCAGGCAAUUGCAAUGAUAUCAUAUUAUGCUUCAUCAUCAGAGCCAGCUCAGGUGCGGGGCAAAACUGUGUACCUACAAUACUCCAACAGGCAAGAGAUAGUGAACAGCAAAACCACUGCAGAUGUUGCUGGAAAUGUACUAUUAGUGACAAUCGAGGGAAAUGAUGCACGCCUUGUCAGCAUUGAUGUUUUGCACUUGGUUUUCUCCGCUUUCGGAUUUGUGCAUAAGAUCACUACAUUUGAAAAGACUGCUGGAUUUCAGGCUCUGGUGCAAUUCACUGACACAGAAACUGCUACUUCUGCAAAGGAUGCUCUUGAUGGAAGAAGCAUCCCCAGUUAUUUAAUUCCAGAACUUGGACCUUGUAGUCUCAAAAUCACAUAUUCAGCUCACACUGAUUUGAGCGUAAAGUUUCAGAGUCAUCGUAGCAGGGAUUAUACGAAUCCUCUCCUCCCUGUUGCACCCUCUGCUAUUGAUGCAAGUGGUCAGAUCAGUGUUGGUUUAGAUGGAAAGAAAUUGGACUCAGAGAGUAACGUUCUUCUUGCUGCUAUUGAGAACAUGCAAUAUGCAGUAACCUUGGAUGUUCUGCACACAGUUUUUUCAGCUUUUGGAUCGGUCUUAAAAAUUGCCAUGUUUGAUAAGAAUGGAGGUCUCCAGGCUUUGAUCCAAUAUCCUGAUGUCCAGACAGCUACUGCUGCAAAGGAAGCCUUGGAAGGACAUUGCAUAUAUGAAGGGGGAUUUUGCAAGCUUCAUAUUACUUAUUCUCGACAUACUGAUCUCAGUAUAAGGGUGAACAAUGACAGGAGCAGAGAUUAUACAAUCCCAAAUGCCCCUCCUCCUCUACCAAGUGCUCAACCCACUGUGGUUUCAUCCCCAACAGCAGCUCCACCAGGUGUUCAUUAUCCAUACAACAACAACCCAUCUCAUUAUCCUCCCAAUGCUCCUCCUGCACAUCACCCUGGUGCUUCUUCAUGGAACUAUGCCGGUGCUGCGGGACCUUCACCUAUGGCCACCUCACACAUGCACAAUCCUCCCCCCUCUCCUUACAUGCCUCCUGGCAAUGUGUACUACAACACCCAAAACAGUGCUGUACCACAUUCCUCAGCUGCUGCUUCUGCAAUGCCUCCUUAUCAGCUUCGGUAACAAUGCAUGUCCCUCGAUUGGACUCUCUUUUUCUGGGUCACAUUGUUACUUUCCUUCAGAAUAUCUUUUUACCAGAACAUGUGUAAACUGGCUGUUAUUUCAUUAUCGCUUGCCUUCUCUCCAGAAGUUUUCAGUAGCUGAUGAUGCCCUCUAAAACACUGUAUGGCCUUAUUCAAUCAUACUGCUGUGAUUGUGAUAUGUGAAAAUGCGCUUAUUCAGAUAUUUUGGUCUUUAUUUAUCAUCCAAUGACCACUGACUUAGCAAGGCCCUUUUCAUAAUGAAAAAAUAAACAAGUGCGAUGUGUGUAGUUUUCAGAAGUUCAUUUUAAUUGCUAAAUGAAGAACUGUCUCAAAAGUUUUUGAAGAGCUUGUGUGCUAC
Messenger RNA from Cuscuta europaea, 1958 nucleotides. Lineage: Eukaryota; Viridiplantae; Streptophyta; Magnoliopsida; Solanales; Convolvulaceae. The record is from the annotation of a GenBank genome assembly.